This is a messenger RNA of Mytilus trossulus (common blue mussel), 3427 nucleotides long. Its product is annotated as DNA topoisomerase 3-alpha-like. The record is from RefSeq and is a predicted model, not a curated record. Gene Ontology annotation, cellular component: chromosome; nucleus. The transcript is spliced from 31 exons. Bases 162 to 3362 code for a protein of 1066 amino acids. Gene Ontology annotation, biological process: DNA topological change. Gene Ontology annotation, molecular function: zinc ion binding; DNA topoisomerase type I (single strand cut, ATP-independent) activity; DNA binding. Lineage: Eukaryota; Metazoa; Mollusca; Bivalvia; Mytilida; Mytilidae.
AGUCUGGUUCGACUGGUUUAGUCAUUUAUGCCAAUCUCCUUGUCUCUACGUUAAAAUGAUACACAUUCAUCAAGUUACUGGCGGUGAACUUAAAUAAGCAGAUGUCUAACAAGUUUGCAUCAUAUCAAAACAGAUAUUGAUAUACAUUUUAUGAAAUAUGAAUGUAUGUUCUAAAAAUAAUUAAACGCCAUUUCAGUUCUGAAGUAAAUGGAAAAAGUAUGGUUAGAAUCCUUAAUGUUGCUGAGAAAAAUGAUGCUGCAAAAUCAAUUGCAAAUGUUCUGUCAAGAGGAAGUUCCAGAAAGCGAGAAGGAUUUUCCAAAUUCAACAAAAUAUAUGAAUUUGAAUACAACAUUCUGAAUAUGAACAACUGUACAAUGUCAAUGACAAGUUUAUCAGGGCAUUUGUUGGAGAUGGAUUUCAUUGGUCAAUACAGAAAAUGGUAUAGCUGCAGUCCUGUUACUUUAUUUGAUGUUCCAGUAGAAAAACAUUGUCAUCCAAAUAUGGUGGACAUUAAGAGAACAUUAGAACGUGAAAUACGAGGUUGCCAGCAUUUAAUUAUAUGGACAGAUUGUGACAGAGAAGGAGAAAACAUUGGUUUUGAAGCCAUCCAAGUCUGUAAAGCAGUUAAGCCAAAUAUUCCAGUUUACAGAGCCAAAUUUUCAGAAAUUACACCACAAGCAAUAGCAAGAGCAUGUAGUAAUUUAAUUCGACCAGAUAAAAACGUUAGUGAUGCAGUUGAUGUGAGACAAGAGCUUGACUUGAGAAUAGGUGCUUCUUUUACCCGAUUCCAGACUUUACGUCUACAGAAAAUCUUUCCUGAUGUAUUAGCAGACCAGUUAAUUAGUUAUGGUAGUUGUCAGUUUCCAACUAUGGGCUUUGUUGUGGAGAGAUAUAAACAAGUUCAGGCUUUUAUACCAGAACCAUUCUGGAAAUUAAAAGUUUCUCAUAGUCAUGAAGAUGGAGAUUGUGAAUUUACAUGGAAAAGAAAUCGUCUUUUUGACCAUCUUGCUUGCCUGGUGCUGUACACACAUUGCAUUGAGAAUCCAGUUGCUAAAGUAGUAGAUGUCAAAUCUAAAACAAAGAGUAAAUGGAGGCCAACAGCUUUAGAUACAGUUGAAAUGGAAAAGUUAGCAUCAAGAAAAUUGAGGAUUAAUGCCAAAGAAACAAUGAAGAUUGCAGAGAAGUUAUAUACACAGGGAUUUAUAAGUUAUCCUCGUACAGAAACCAACAUGUUUCCUAAAGAAUUAGAUUUACAGAAAUUAGUAGAAGAUCAGACCAGGGAUAAUAAUUGGGGAGAUUUUGCCAGGAGAGUUUUAGAAAAUGGUCCUAAUCCUAGGAAUGGUAAUAAGACUGACCAGGCCCAUCCUCCUAUACAUCCAACAAAGUAUACAGAUAAUUUACAGGGAAAUGAAAAGAAAGUAUAUGAAUUUGUGGUUCGACAUUUCUUGGCAUGUGUUUCCCAGGAUGCACAGGGGUUUGAGACAACUGUUGAAGUUGAUAUAGCUAAUGAAAAGUUUACAGCCCAAGGAUUAAUGAUUACAGCCAAGAAUUAUCUGGAAGUAUAUGUUUAUGACAAAUGGAAUGCCAAGGUUAUUCCUGUUUAUAAUAAAGGAGAUUCAUUCCAACCAAACUCCAUUGAGAUGGUUGCCAGUGAAACAAGUCCUCCAUCUUUACUGACAGAAGCUGAUCUUAUAGCAUUGAUGGAUAAACAUGGAAUAGGAACAGAUGCAACACAUGCCGAUCACAUUGAAACCAUUAAAAGUAGAAUGUAUGUUGGUGUGAAGCCUGAUGGGAAAUUUGUUCCAGGACAGUUAGGAAUGGGACUGGUUGAAGGUUAUGAUUCCAUGGGAUAUCAGAUGUCCAAACCAAAUUUACGUGCAGAACUGGAGGCUGAUCUUAAAAGGAUUUGUGAAGGAAAGAAGAAUAACAUUGAUGUUUUACAGCAGCAAGUAGCAAAAUACAAAGAAGUGUUCGUGGAAGCCUGUAAACAGGCCAUAAAAUUAGAUACAGCAUUGUCAACAUAUUUGGGUGAAGCUAAGGAUUUGCCUGUUGAAGAUGUUCUGAAUAUUAUGGCCUCUUUACCAGUAAAGAAAUGUCCAAAUUGUGGUCAAGAUAUGACCUUGAAAACAAAGAAAGAUGGAAAAGGACAUUACAUCGGUUGUAUGGGUUAUCCUGGAUGUAAGAGUGCUAUAUGGUUACCUGACUUUGUACUAGAAGCCACAGUAGAGGAAGCAGUUUGUCAGAGGUGUUUACCAAAUGAAGUAAAGAAUAUCAAGUUUAAGUUUAAAAGAGGAUCGGUUCCUCCAAUGGUUCCAACAGAGUAUACUGGUUGUAUAGGAGGAUGUGAUGAAAUGUUAAAUGAAGCACUUAAUUUAUCAGCGUCUCGGCCAGUAAGACCAUCAAAUGUUUCAACUCAAAGACCUAGUAACAAUACUUCACUGAAUACAUCUAUACCAGAUAGUGGAUAUGGUAGUUCAGGACCUUCACGUUCAUUUUCUACCCAGAAUUCAUCACUUCAAACACAAAAUUCUUAUCAAAGAAACACAAAUCAAAGACAGCCAUUUCAACAGAAUAAUAGUCCCUUUCAAAGAGGACAAAAUCAGAACAGAAAUGAUAGUUCUUCUGUGCCAAAUAGAUUCAGUAGCCCCUCAAUGAAUAAUCCCAGAGGAAGUGAAAAUCAAAAUAGGGGAGAUAACCCACGAGUGCCUCUCUUGCCAGUACAACCAUUUAAUAGAAGUGCUGCGAGUGGACAGUCUGAUGGUUCCAAUUCUGUUGUAUGUAAUUGUGGUGAAGAUGGUGUUUUAUUAACAGUCAGAAAAGAAGGUCCAAAUACAGGAAGACAGUUUUAUAAAUGUGGUGGUUCUAAGUGUCAAUUUUUUCUUUGGGCUGAUGAGGCUGGGGAAAACAGAAAUAAUACUUCUGGCUCAAGUAGUGGGUAUGGAGGAAGUGGAGCUAAUUCAUAUAGAGGAAAUGAUUCUGGUUUUUCAUCAACACAAAGAAGUUAUCCUCCUACAGCAAAUGAUAGUGGUGAUCCUUGUUGUAAAUGUGGCAACCCUGGCAAAAGUUUAACAGUCCAGAAAGAAGGACCAAAUAAAGGGAAACAAUUCUUUGGCUGUUCUAAACCUAGAGGUGAAGGAUGUAACUUUUUUCAAUGGGCAGAUGAAAAUUCAGGUACCAGUGGAAACUGGGGGAGUGGUGGAGGGGGAGGUAAUGAUGGAUGGGGUGGAGGGAGUAAUAGAGGAGGAGGGGGAAAGAAACGGGGAGCAAGUUCUACAUCCAAUGAACCUGGUGCUAAAAGAGCCAGGAAAUGUGGGCUGUGUGGUGUGGAAGGACAUACUAAGAAGACCUGUCCACACAAAUAGAACAACGACUGUGAUAGAAGAUAACUUGUUUUAUUAUUGUUUUUAUAUAAAAUCAUAACACCUCA